GUGAGCACCAGAGGUUAGCUGAGAUGAGCCCGGCCCUGCAACAGUGAAAGCAGACCAAGGGGAGUUAGUGCCUUGUACAGAAACAAAGUGCUGGAACUAGGAAUAUCAUGGAGAACCGAAAACCCAAAGGUCAAGAGAAGAACACCGAGGAGAUGAUCGUGCACAUUGCUGAGCUUCAGGCUAAGGCUGUAGAGUUGAAGGAAGGACUUACCGGAGCGAUGGAAGACCUCAGCACCCUCCAGCAGAAAGGAAUCUGCCUUGAGGAGCGGAUUGUCACCUACCAGAACGAAAUGGAUGGGAAAAUACUGGACAUAAGGAACUGUCUGAGCAGCUUUGAGGAGGACUUGGGUGCUACUCUGUCCCAUGUCAACAAGAUCAACAGCAAACAAAGGGAGAUGCAGAGGGACCUAGCGGUCUUUCGGUCACAAAUGACAGACACAGUGCUUUCAAAUCAACUAAGUAAAGGAACCGAGGAAGACUGCUCAGAAGAUGACCGCAAGUGUUUCUCAAGCCAAACCGUCUCCAGCAUCAUUCAAAACUUGCCUGACAGUUUGCCCCAGCUGAGCACAGUCUCCACACAAACCUCAGUCUCUGAAAAUGAUUUUGGUUGUCCAAGAGAAGCCCUACUGACGUUGCCGGUUUGGACUGUAGGCAAGAACAACGUAGAAAGGAAAAACAUUCACAAAUUGGAAAACCAAAGUGCAGCUAUGGAGCUUCUGGAGUCAGAGAGAGUCUAUGUGUCCUACCUGUCCCUUCUGCUCAACGCCAACAUCGCCUUUAAUGGAAAUGAAGCCAUACACAUCAAAGACAAGCGGCCUUUCCCAAGCUCUCUCCGCUUCCUCAUCCAGCAGCACCUGAAGCUGCUGCACACUCUGCAGGAGCGUGUGCUCAAGUGCCAGUGGCAAGGCAUUAUGGGAGAUGUGUUCUUGAGGCUGACAAACAAAGAGAGUGAUUUUCUUGACCACUAUGUGACAUACUUGAAGGAACUUCCUAAGUGCCUCUCUGCGAUCAACAUGUACAGCUCUUCUUCCAUUGAAACAGCCGGUCUUUUUGAGGACAAUACCAGUGGAGCUCAUCCUUCAUUCUACACACUUCUUCUACAACCAGUGCAACGCAUUCCAGAGUAUCUUCUGCUUCUACAGAACCUCCUGAAGCAGACUGAUGCGGAACACCCAGAUUAUUAUGCGCUGCUGAUCUCUAUUGAACAGCUGAAGGCCUUUACCAGUCACUUUAGUCCUGUACUGCAAUACAGCAAGGAGCUACUGCUGGGGGGUAGGAUGGAAGUCAGGAGACAAGAUACAAGCCAGUCAAUGAGCAGCAAACAGAGGCAGAUGAAGAUGCAGCCCAGGUGUCUGGAGGACUGGGUGGCAGAGUCACCGCAACAUGGUGUGCAGGCUCCUCCCUUCUUGACCCCCAGCGAAGAGUCCAAGAAUAACUCAGCGAUGGAGAGAAGCCCACAGGACACCCAGGAGCCCUGCAGGACCCCUUCCCAGCUCAUGCCCUUCAAACUUCUGGCCAGCAGCUCAACAUUAGAGGAAAUCGCUGAUGAGUUCCUGUUGGCUGGCGUUGAACCAUGUCAGGAAAGUCUGUGUGACGAUGAAGACUCUGCCCACAGUAUCCUAAAUUUGGAUGACUGCUCCACCACAUCCUCUGACUCCAGUAUCGACAUUGCCUUCCUAUACUGGCAUGGGGAUUGUACACAAGAGCCCUGUGGGAGAGGCCGGAGUCAGUUGCCCAUGCCUGCUGACACAUCUUUAGAGAAGCAUCACCCACUGCAGGCAGUGCAGAGAAUGAGCAGGUCCCUCAAUGGUCUGCAGCUGGACAGCAGCCCUGUGGAGUCAAGGGGCUACAAGGGGCUAAGUCCUCGCGGCCUCCUUCAUGCCAAGGUGGAGCGGCAGUACAGUGCAGGAAGCCCGGGCUGCAAGGUGGAGAUAACUGCAAGCCCCUUGAGGAGGUCAGGACCAGAGAGCUCCACAGGGAGGGUGGAGAUGUGGAGGGAACAGAGCAAGUUGGUAUCUCCCUGCUCUACUUACUCAUCCCAGGAUCAACCAGUGCUGACCAGUCCCAGAGUAAACAUACAGGCCCAGGAGGAGCAAAGCGGGACAGCUGAACUUAAGUAUAAGAAGAGUGAGGCUGAUAGCAGCCCAGUCUCCUUCAGCCAAAGGAGCCGGAAACAGGAGCAAAAAGGAGGCUUCAGAAGCUCCUUCAAGAAAUUAUUCAAGAAGAAGUCCAGCGGAGACAAAAACAAGGUCAAGGAGGAUGUGGAGUCUGCGUUGAUGAGUCUGUGACUCCCUCCCAUA
Messenger RNA from Scleropages formosus (Asian bonytongue), 2300 nucleotides. RefSeq names its product rho guanine nucleotide exchange factor 33-like. Lineage: Eukaryota; Metazoa; Chordata; Actinopteri; Osteoglossiformes; Osteoglossidae. The record is from RefSeq and is a predicted model, not a curated record. The coding region runs from base 108 to 2288 and encodes 726 amino acids. The transcript is spliced from 14 exons. Gene Ontology annotation, molecular function: guanyl-nucleotide exchange factor activity.